CUUACGGAUAUUUUUAUACUCAUUUUUAUAUUUUUUCCAGUGAAGUUUGGGAAAUUUUGAUUUUUUUUUGUUGUUGUUGUUGUUGGAGUCAACUGCGCAUGUGGAUGUAUGUUUUGUGAUUGUUUGUGUUUAUAUGAAUGACACAUGUCCGCUUGCUGGAUAAAAGUUGUUUAAAAAGAAGCAGGAUUUUUUUUUUUUUUUUUUUUUUUUUUUUUUUUUGGAGUUUUUAUCCCUGGAGAAUGCUGACGGAACUGUGUGGUUUGUUCUACCUGCUCAGCUCGGUUCUGAGCCAGGACGCCACAGGUAGCCGCUUCGUCUGCAACGCGAUUCCACCGGGCGCGGAGCCGGGCUGCGGCGUCGACGCUCCGACGGGCAACCGCUUGCAGAUCAGCAGCCCCGCGGAGGAGGAGCUGCGGAACACCAUCAUCCAGCUCCGGGAGACCAUAUUGCAGCAGAAGGAGACCAUCGGGAGCCAGCAGGGGACCAUCAAGGAGCUCAACUCCAAGCUGGCGCGCUGCGAGGCGGCGGCGGACGACUCGUCGCAGCCGCCGCCGCAGCAGCAGGGCAAGGCGCGGGGUCAGGGCUCCCGGAGGAAGGAGUCGGGCAAGAACACCAUGGGGGACUUGCCCAGAGACCCCGGCGAGUCUAUCAGCCAGCUUGGCAAGACCAUGCAAAGCCUGAAAGGUCGCUUGGAGAGCCUGGAGCAGCAGAGUCUGCAGCUCCCCAGCACCAACGUGUCGGCCGGAGGCGUCUCCGCCCUGACGCCCCUGCCGCCGGAGCUGCGGGAUCUGCUCCGGCAGCGUCUGGGGGCGCUGGAGACGCAGCUCCUGCGCAAGGUGGCGGAGCUGGAGGAGGAGAAGAGCCAGCUCUACAACGAAACGGCGGCUCAUCGCCAACGCACUGAGAACGCUCUCAGUUCUCUCCUGGAGAGGAUCACGGAGCUGGAGAAAAAUAACAACGCCUUCAAGUCGCCUGAGGACUUCAAGGUGUCCCUCUCCCUGCGCACCAACUACUUGUACGGCCGCAUCAAGAAGAGCCUCCCAGAAAUGUACGCCUUCACCGUCUGCAUGUGGCUCAAGUCCAGCGCCAGUCCGGGCAUAGGGACCCCCUUCUCCUACGGAGUACCGGGACAGGCGAACGAGAUCGUGCUGAUCGAAUGGGGGAACAACCCCAUCGAGCUGCUGGUUAACGACAAGGUGGCCCAGCUUCCUCUUUCCGUGAGUGACGGGCGCUGGCACCACAUCUGCAUCACCUGGACGACCAGAGACGGCUUCUGGGAGGCUUACCAGGACGGGGAGCGACUCGGCACCGGGGACAAUCUGGCCCCCUGGCACCCAAUUAAAUCAGGAGGGGUGAUUAUUCUGGGCCAGGAGCAGGAUAUAGUCGGCGGUCGCUUCGACGCCACCCAGGCCUUCGUCGGCGAGAUGAGCCAGUUCAACAUGUGGGACCGGGUGCUGCGGCCCGUGGACAUCGUGGGCCUGGCCAACUGCUCGGCGUACAUGCCGGGCAACGUGGUGCCGUGGAUAGACGCCAACGUGGAAGUGUUCGGCGGCGCCACCAAAGCUCCGCUGGAGAUAUGCGAGGACCGUGCGUUUGAUUCCUAGAGUGGAGGGAAUCACCACCGCCAUCAAAAAAGCCAAGUAUUCUCGUUCAUUGUGUGCAAAGAGCCCCCACAGUCAGGGGUACAUGCAUAUUGAUAUUGUGUGGUUACUCAAAAGAUUCUCAUGUGUCGGCUUAAAUGUGUGUCCGGUCCGGUCUUGGCCGUGGAGAAGGCUUCACAAGUGACCAUGUGGGGAAGACACGCCGUCCUUUUUGACUUUCUGUGUUCCUUGAUUUGACGUCUUUCUGCAAACAAGCUCGUUCCUCAUGCAUUCCUUAUAACUGCUGCACCGUGUGUGUGUGUGUGUGUGUGUGUGUGUGUGUGCGUGCGAGCGAGCGGGGCGCGCUUUGAUGUGUCGCGGAACAUCGCGGCGGAAUGCUCGCGAGCUUCCUCUCUGUUUGAAGAGCAAACAAACGAGAGGACGAGCUCAGGAGUCGGCAACGUUGACUGUAGACGCACCGCAACACGGUUCGUCGUCCAUAUUUAAUGCAUGAGCGCCGGUUUUUGGGGGGAAGACACGUGCAUGCCUUCUUUCGGUCCGUGCGCGGCGAUUACAUAAGCAAGUGUCUUGCGUGUUAAAAGACCAGGAGAUUACGAGCGGGGAGGGAGGACAUUUUUCAUUCUUGUAAAUCUACGCUUAAUACCUCUCUGCCCCUUGAGCAGCUGCCAUAUCCCAAACAGCUUUAUGUGGACGCUUCUGCUCAGGUUAAUAGCCGUGGCGGACAGCUGCCCAGAAGCAGCUAAAAUCGAGCAGUGGCCGAUUUCCUGAGCGAGGACAGCAGAGGGAUUGACCCCAAAAGCCUAUCCGCAAUUCCUCCUCCAUGAAGUAAUUAUGUAUACGCUAUAAGGGGCUCUGUGGGUAUGAGCGGCCAAUGAGUUAGAAUGGAUUUAAUCCGCGUUUCCAAUGAGAGCAGCACGACAUGGACAUACAGCCGCGGUCAAAAGUUGACAUACAUUUGUAAAGAACAUAAAGUCAUGGCUGUCUUGAGUUUCCAAACAUUUCUACAACUCUUAUUUUUGUGUGAUAGAGGGAUUGGAGCACAUACUGUCAGGUUCAAACUUCUACAAACCCUGUUUCCGUAUGAGUUGGGAAAUUGUGUUAAAUGUAAAUAUAAACGGAAUACAAUGAUUUUCAACCCAUAUUCAGUUGAAUAUGCUACAAAGACAACAUAUUUGAUGUUCAAACUGAUAAACAUGGCAAAUUAUUUGCAAAUAAUCAUUAACUUUAGAAUUUGAUGCCAGCAACACGUGACAAAGAAGUUGGGAAAGGUGGCAAUAAAUACUGGUGAAGUUGAGGAAUGCUCAUCAAAACACUUAUUUGGAACAUCCCACGGGUGAACAGGCUAAUUGGGAACAGGUGGGUGCCAUGAUUGGGUAUAAAAGUAGAUUCCAUGGAUGGGGCGAGGGUCACCACUUUGUCGACAAAUGCGUGAGCAAAUUGUUGAACAGUUUAAGAAAAUUUCUCAACCAGCCAUUGCAAGGAAUUUAGGGAUUUCACCAUCUACGCUCCGUAAUAUCAUCAAAGGGUUCAGAGAAUCUGGAGAAAUCACUGCACGUAAGCAGCUAAGCCCGUGACCUUCCAUCCCUCAGGCGGUACUGCAUCAACAAGCGACGUCAGUGUGUAAAGGAUAUCACCACAUGGGCUCAGGAACACUUCAGAAACCCACUGUCAGUAACUACAGUUGGUCGCUACAUCUGUAAGUGCAAGUUAAAACUCUCCUAUGCAAGGCGAAAACCGUUUAUCAACAACACCCAGAAACGCCGUCGGCUUCGCUGGGCCUGAGCUCAUCUAAGAUGGACUGAUACAAAGUGGAAAAGUGUUCUGUGGUCUGAUGAGUGCACAUUUCAAAACAUUUUUGGAAACUGUGGACGUCGUGUCCUCCGGACCAAAGAGGAAAAGAACCAUCCGGAUUGUUAUAGGCGCAAAGUUGAAAAGCCAGCAUGUGUGAUGGUAUGGGGGUGUAUUAGUGCCCAAGACAUGGGUAACUUACACAUCUGUGAAGGCGCCAUUAAUGCUGAAAGGUACAUACAGGUUUUGGAGCAACAUAUGUUGCCAUCCAAGCAACGUUACCAUGGACGCCCCUGCUUAUUUCAGCAAGACAGUGCCAAGCCACGUGUUACAACAGCGUUGCUUCAUAGUAAAAGAGUGCGGGUACUAGACUGGCCUGCCUGUAGUCCAGACCUGUCUCCCAUUGAAAAUGUCUGGCGCAUUAUGAAGCCUAAAAUAGCACAAGGGAGACCCCCGGACUGUUGAACAACUUAAGCUGUACAUCAAGCAAGAAUGGGAAAGAAUUCCACCUGAGAAGCUUCAAAAAUGUGUCUCCUCAGUUCCCAAACGCUUACUGAGUGUUGUUAAAAGGAAAGGCCAUGUAACACAGUGGUGAACAUGCCCUUUCCCAACUACUUUGGCACGUGUUGCAGCCAUGAAAUUCUAAGUUAAUUAUUAUUUGCAAAAAAAAAAUAAAGUUUAUGAGUUUGAACAUCAAAUAUCUUGUCUUUGUAGUGCAUUCAAUUGAAUAUGGCUUGAAAAGGAUUUGCAAAUCAUUGUAUAAUAUAAUAGUAUAAGAGUUGUAGAAAUGAUUGGAAACUCAAGACAGCCAUGACAUUAUGUUAUUUACAAGUGUAUGUAAACUUUUGUCCGUGACUGUGUAAUUGUUCAUGAUAAAUGCUGUGUUUUUACUUCAUGUUUGGAAUUGCUGAAACCUGAGCAAAACUGAAAACUUUUUGCAGCUUUAUUUUUGUCCUUACUUGAAAAUUGUGAUGGAUUUUCAUUUAAAUUAUGUUUGGGUUUGCUAAGCUAAUUGUAAAAAAGAUUCAUACCAAAAAUAAAAGUAUUUUCUCAUCACUGUGAAAUGCUCCUUAGCAUAAAAAAGCUUGUGUCUAUAUGUUGUAAAGCUUAAAUAAGUCCUAAUGUUAAGAUAAUACAAUCAGAAAGAAUAUUUUGAAGUAUUUUGAUAAGUAUGAGGAUAAACAUGUCAUGUUUAAAGCAAGGGUUCCAAAACCAUGGCCCUAUUUUUUUAUUUGUUUUUUGUUUUAAAUCUGUCCUUUCGAAUCCAUUUUCUACCGCUUGUCACUCUCUGUGUCUCCUAGCAUAUUGUCUAAAAAUUCAUUUUCCCAUCGAUAA
This is a messenger RNA of Entelurus aequoreus (snake pipefish), 4724 nucleotides long. RefSeq names its product neuronal pentraxin 2a (gene nptx2a). Bases 138 to 1604 code for a protein of 488 amino acids. The transcript has 5 exons. Lineage: Eukaryota; Metazoa; Chordata; Actinopteri; Syngnathiformes; Syngnathidae. The record is from RefSeq and is a predicted model, not a curated record.